CAAUUCUCACUUUCUAUCCAUCACCUUACUCACCAUGGCUGAAACACAUCAGACCUCCCUUCCAUCAGAGGAGGCGGCUGGAUCAACAGCUACCUCUUCUUCUCAGUCUCAGAAAGCUCCACCACUAUUAACACACAGCAGUAGCGGACAUGCACAUCAUCUAAAAUGGGGUGAAAUCGAAACAAGCGGUUUUGCUCCUCCUACUCUAAAUCCAACAGAUGAACAUGUUGAAACGGAUACAUUUUGUACAAAACUCAAUCCAACAGAUCGUCGUCAAAGGAUGACCAAAGAUCAUACACGUGAAUUGUUGGAUUCAGAAGCACGUAAGAUUCAUGCAAACAGACGUUAUUUGUUCAGAAGACCAAGGCCAUUACAAUACUUCCGUGGAAAUGUAUUGGUUCGAUCGGAAGAAGAAAGAGGUUCGGGUCGUUUGGAAUUAUUCUUUGAUUUAACUUUCGUUGGUAUUAUUGCCGUUUUGGCACAAUCUGCCGUCGCUGAUCCAACUGGACCUGGAUUCGUUCGUUAUAUUCUCACUUAUACGGCGGCAUUUUUAGUGUGGAAUUGGAUGAGAGAAACAUUUGAUGCUUUCUACAAGGACGAUCUCAGUCAACGUAUUUUGGUCUUAUUCGUCAUGGCAUGUUUGGUUCUAUACGGCAACAAUGCACCAGAAGUACAAAAAGACCUUUCCGAAAGUCCAGCUAGAGCAGUGACUAUUGGAAGCUACUUGAUCGCUGAAGCGGCUAUCUUUGGUACAUGGCUGCUUUAUAGCUUUUAUAUCAAAGCAUACAGAAUUCAAAUUCGUGCUCUUAUUCUUGCUUGGAUCGCUUCAACUGCACUUAUGAUCGGUGCAAUUUUCGUUCCAAUUCGUGCUGCGAUUGCCUUAUCGGUCGUUGCAAUGGUUUUAGUUUGGUGGUCAUGGAUUUUGUUCUACAGUCCGAUCUUCAAAAAGCUGAUGAGAUUACGAUAUUCUUCCGCUAUUGCGAUCGAUCAUGAAAUCGAACGUUAUCAAGACUUUUUCACAAUCGUAAUGGGAGAAUUCGUUUAUAGUCUUUUUGAUGGUUCACCGGCAGGAAUUGGAUUUCAUGCAAAAGCUGGUAAAGCAAUUAUGGCUUUGAUCAUUGCAUUUUCAUUUCAACUCAUGUAUAUGAACGGUGGAUGGUCAAAGAAAAUCACUCAUCCUCUUCGUUAUUCCGUUUGGCAUGCGACUGGCUUUUUGUUCCUUCAUUUACCCGUCGUCAGCGCAUUGACAUUAUGUGGUGAUGCAUUGGCAGACUUUAUCAAAGAGGACCGUGUUCCGUCUGGCGUUCGCUGGCUUGCAUGCGAAUCGUUCGCAGUCGGAAUGAUUGCUUUAUGGAUGCUGGCAAUGUUGGAACAUGAAAGAGAUGAAAAAGGAGAAUUAUGGCUACCAAGAUGGGCUAGAUUAUUGCCAAGAUUGUGUUCCGGAAUAAUCGUCAUCUUUUUACCCUUGACAUAUCAAGGUCCGCCAGAACACGAAGAAGGGGAGAGUUCAGAUACUGCUGCUCACAUUGUCGGAAUUAUGGCAAGACAAGCAACUCAAAUACUUGCAGAAGCAGGUACUGAAGGCAACGCCGAAGCACCUGCGGAAGGAGAGGUACAUCAUUCCGGUAUAGAGAUGACCACGAUUAAAUUAUUGGGCAUAAUGACCGCUUUAGCCUUCUUUUCACUUUUAUGGGAAACCAUUACGUCUUUAGACGGUCCAAAUGCACCACCUGAAGAAGCUUCAGAGGAAAUUAUGCAACAUGCUUUAAACAGUAAUGGCAUCGUUUCAGCUUUGUCAACAGGUGAAUGGCGUGGAUGCCCACGUUUGUGCGAGCCGGGUUCGGGAAUGUUUGAUCAUAGCCAUCAACGCAAAGAUGCUUCUCAAUUGACCCCCACAACGACAGUCGACACUGAUGCUGAUCAGGCUUAAAUUACAAGCUAUAUUACACUUUAUAUGCUACACAAUACCCUCUCCCAGCUAGCCACCAGAUGCUGUACGUGCGCUUACUAAUGCUGCUACGUCUUGUAGCUUUUCUAGGAUCUCCGACUCUUCUUCGUCUAUUUUGCUACAUUCCUCCGUAAUAAAAUUGUAUUCUUGUGCUGCUUCAUCUCUUUGCUCGGAAUCAUUGAGAUGAUGAGCGAUCCUUGCUUUGACAUAUAGUACUUCUUUUAAUUUCGGCCACAUCUGGGCACUUCGAUAUCCUUCUAUAGCCCGAUUAAGCCAUGAAAAGGAUUCCUUGUACGCCUCGUCUGAUUUACGGGCAAGAAUCGCACGACUGUACGUCCAUGAAACAUCAGCUCUAGCUUCAAUAUCUUGAUCUACCAAUGUCCUGGCCAUGAUUUCAUCCAACAAAUCUUGCGCUUGUUGAACUUGUCCUAA
This is a messenger RNA of Meira miltonrushii, 2380 nucleotides long. RefSeq lists its product as uncharacterized. The transcript has a single exon. The record is from RefSeq and is a predicted model, not a curated record. Lineage: Eukaryota; Fungi; Basidiomycota; Exobasidiomycetes; Exobasidiales; Brachybasidiaceae. The coding region runs from base 35 to 1930 and encodes 631 amino acids.